Aspergillus glaucus CBS 516.65 is the source of this 1166-nucleotide messenger RNA. RefSeq names its product DUF3632 domain-containing protein. The record is from RefSeq and is a predicted model, not a curated record. Bases 222 to 1043 code for a protein of 273 amino acids. Lineage: Eukaryota; Fungi; Ascomycota; Eurotiomycetes; Eurotiales; Aspergillaceae. The transcript has 3 exons.
CUGACCUGUCCGUCAAUUCCUAAUAUAUAUCCUGUCUUUCCACUAUAGCAGCACAGCCUCACAUUAUUUAUUUUUGACUCAGAUGAACUGUAUCCACGCACAGCCUACACGACUACAUCUGAUGGAUGCUUAUUUAAUUAAGCAUCUUCCCAACUGAACCAACUGCCUCCUACACGGUAACUUCAAUUAAUGGUUUACUCUUUACUCUACACAAAAUAAUCAUGGCCACUACAAACAACCCUCUCGGUCUUGACCUCGAUACCAUGUAUGAGCCAACGGACAUUGAAGAGAACGUCUUUGAUCUCCUGACAGCCUACCUCCCUCCAGACUCGACAAUCACCCCUCAACAAGCAGCUGAUAAAGCCAACUCUUUCUUCCCACAUAGCUGUCUAGGAGAAAAUGACAAUUACUAUCCUCGCCAAUUUCUGGGUGAAUUCUGGGAGGUGAUGUUCCGUAUUGCCCCACAGUUAGACUACCAGGGACAACCCAUGCAACGCUACAUCGCCCUCCACAAGGCUCUGCGAGAAUUGCCUGAAAUUUUCAUAGGUGAUUAUCGGGUAUGGCAAGAUAGACCUUUAUUUAGCAUGGAGUUGCAUGAAAGAUGGAGUCGCAUGUCCGGUGGCUACGAAGUAAACGGCAUAGCACACCAGGCUUGGAGAAACAUAAACGGGCUAUUGAUACACUUCACCAAUGAAGGUAUCUACGACGGCAAAUACCAUGCCCUGAACUGCAUCAGGAAAUAUUUUGAGAAUGAUGACCGAAACAGGCGAAACAGGUUCAUUAAUGUGUAUGCUCCGGUUGCUGCCAUAUGGUUUAUUCACUGCAGUCCCAAGAUCUACAAGGCCUGCCAAAAUCAGGAGUACCUUGACAGGAUACCGGGAGGGAAGCUUUGGAAGGGAACACCUGGAUAUAAUAUCCCACGGUGGGAAUUCUGGAGGAGUCGGUUUGAGGUGCUGAGUACGCAUCCACUUGCAAUAGAGGAGACAAGGCAAGCAUGUAAGGCUGCAGUGGAUGGAAUGGACGCUGUCACCAAGGCCAGUUGAUUCAUAGCGUAUCAUCGUUGUUAUUGGAAUCUACUCCCAAACCCAGCAAAUAUCAUGAACAAUGUAAAAUGGAUUUCACCACCAUAAGGCUUACAAAUUUUCGACGGUCUGUGGUCGGCCGAC